ACUCAUCUGUCAAAGGCGUUUUUAAGUUGGCAGUUGCUGUCACAAAAUUAUUUUUCUUUUUAAAUGAAGUAGUACAAUUAUUUCGUUAGAAAACUAUGUGUUAAGAGAAAAAAGUGUGCAACAAUAGAUUAAUAAAAUGCUUGAGCCGCGAGAUGUAGCCGAGAAAAAAUUAAAUGCUGAAACUCACCGCUUAAUUGGGGAAGUACAGUUGCUGCAGUAUGGUAAUUUUCUAGAUAAAUACAGCGCUGAAUUAGAUAAUUUCAAAGAUACGUUAGCCAAUAACUCAAAUGUGCGCUUGGAACCAAUUUUACUACAGAGCUUGAAAACCGAAAGUAUAUCAUUGUUACAUUUAGUGCAUUCUGAUAAUAAAUUGCUGAGUCGAAUUUUGGCAAGUUUAGCGGCGGUUUGCGAGGAAAUUAAUUUGUUAGUUGAGGAGGCUCGUGGUUAUUACAGCAUUUUUGUUUUCUAUGGAGAAGGAAAAAAUACAACAUGGGAGAAUUUACAAUCAGCGUCUUCCAUUGUUGAAGUUUUACAAAAAAUUCAUUGUUUUGUUGAGCGUUGCCAUCAAGUUAUUAAUUUGUUAUUCCAACAGUUAUGCGCGAUUUUGGGUAGAGAAUACAAUACCAUAAGUUCUGGUGCAUGUUUUCCUGAAUUGUUGGAUUGUUUAGCUGAGUUAUUAGUUUGUUUGUUGACUUUUGAUAGUUUAUUUUCGUCCCACAGCUUGUUAAAAGAUCAUUGGUUACUUUAUUGGCGCUCUAUUAAGGGCAUUGUACAUAAUCCUUCCAAAUAUCAAAUGACCCGCGAACAAGUUCGAUCUCUUGAUAAACACCUAGCUAAUAUUGAUAACACCCUUCUAACAGGAAAUAUUUUCAAGAACGCACUAGACAAAUGCAUCGACGAAAAAAUUAUUUUAACUAUAAAAAACAGCAGUCUUUCAAACGAAAUUUCCGCAUAUAUUAGUCAGUUGUUAAACGAGUUAGAAAAAGAUGAAGAAAAUAUAUUUUUUACGCAAGUUUGGCUACAAGUGAACGCACUCGUAGUCUUGGAACAUUACUUGUUUGGUGCCACUGACAAAAAAUUAGUCAAGAGAUUGUUAGAAGUCAAUAAAAAGGCAUCUGCUUGUACACUCUGCGGAAAUAUUUUAUGGUACCCGGAACAUUUCCUGUUAAAACAUAUACCUUCGUUGAGUAAAUUUAUAGACGAAAGAACUGUAGAUAACAUUAGACUCACAAAAAUCGCCUUGAGAAGCCAAAGCUUGCCCAAAGAAUCGCAUCUGUUGUCUUUACAGGCUUGUCACUGGAUGAUAGAAAUCGAUCGACUAACCCAAAAAAAUUUAACAAGUUUUGAAGUGAAACAUUUGCAAGAAACGUCCAAUUUGUUGAUUGAAGGGAUUAAGUUAGUUAAAAAAAUCAGCGAAGUGGUCAAGUGGAUAACAAAUCUACAUGCUGAUAAAGGGCGGCCUAUGGCAAAGUCCGUGCUCUUGGCGCUUUGCCGCCUCGUUGAAAUACUGAAAUGUUUUCAGUUCAUUUUUCAUAAGAAGUUGUUGCCGCUUGUGUACAUCAUUUCAUUAAUUUCGCAACAUUUAUCACACAAAGCGUUAACUUUGCUACGACAUAUUCGUAAAAGCUUAACUCAGGAAAAAUCGUAUAAAGAACAACAGUUGGACGUUUUGUCAGCUCUGAGUGUUUGCGAGCAAAAUUUAAAAGGGCCAAACACGAGCCAACGAAUUUUAAUAGCGAAAUUGUCUUUGUCGGCUAGUGGGUUAUCCUACGAUCAUUUAACUGAGAUAAGGUCUGUGAUAAACCGUUUAGAGUUAAUUUGUUGUGUACAUUCUAUAUUAAAUCGACUAUGUGAUUGCUCUUUUUUAUAUUGGCACCAGAUUUAUAUGUUGCCUGUAUAUUUUUCAAAACUGAUUGAAACCAAAGCUGACCUAUCUAGAUAUUAUUUAAUACUCAGUGCUUUAAGUGAUUGUGCUCUUAUUGCCGGAGAAAAAGUCUCCGCAUCGACUGACACCUGUCUUAAGAAAGACUUAUUUGGACCGUUAAAUCAAAUUGUUGAAACUAAUUUGCGCCUUCAAACACAUCUACAUUUACAACUACCUCCAUCCGACCCGUUCAAAAACACGCUUUCUUUGAACUUUUCCAAAUUUAGCCCUGCCAGAAUGGAUAAGUAUUACAUUAGUAUAAAAAAAGAAACCGAACAUUAUUUGAGCACCAUGUUCUAUAACCUUACAACGGUGGUUUUACACGAUUGGAAAACCUACGGCGAAAUGAGAAGACUGGCGCGACUUCAAUAUAGCUUGGAAACCGUAGAAGACAAUCUUCCAAUGCAAACACUUGAACAAGGCCUCGAUGUUUUGGAAAUCAUGCGGAAUAUUAAUGUUUUCGUUGGGAAAUAUCUCUACAAUCUGAACAAUCAAGUGUUCGUAGAGGAAUCGAGCAAUAACAAACAUUUGAACACGAUUAAUAUUUCCCACGUUGCUAACUCCAUCCGCACGCAUGGAAUAGGUAUCAUGAACACAACGGUAAAUUUUACCUACCAGUUUUUGCAAAAGAAGUUUUAUAUUUUUUCGCAAUUUAUGUUCGACGAGCACAUAAAGUCGCGCUUAUUGAAGGAUAUGCGUUUUUUCUCCGAACAUAAGGUGGAUUUGAUUCAGAUGUAUCCGUACGAGCGCGCGGACAAGUUCAAUAUCGGGAUCAGAAACCUGGGUUUGAAUGAAACGGGUCUGAGUUACUUGGACCUUUUUAGGAAACUGAUAACCCAGAUUGGUAACGCGAUGGGGUACGUCCGAUUGAUUCGGUCGGGUGGUCGCCGAUUUUUAGCCGAUAGCACUUGUUUUAUCCCCAACCUUAAAGAAAUCGACCAACUCAAUGAGCUUAUAACUCAAGAAGAACCCUCAGAAUUAACGAAAAAAGCGGCGAACUGUUUCAUGAGUGAUAUAAAGAACCUAGUUGAAAAUUUUGAGGAAGCAACAGAGUAUUUUAAACUACUUGUUAAAGUUUUUAUACCAGUUUUCAGAAAUCCUAGUAAUAUACACUUGAAGAAUUUUUAUAUAAUCGUGCCACCGUUGACAAUAAAUUUUGUUGAACAUUCUUUAACAUGUAAGGAAAGGUUGAAUAAAAAGAAUAAAAACGAUGCUGCAUUCACCAAUGAUGGAUUCGUUAUUGGACUCGCCUACAUCAUCGAACUUUUGGGACAAGAAAGCCAAUUAAACUCGCUACAUUGGUUCCAUUCAGUUCAAGCGAAAUUCGAGCAAGACAAAAAGAAAAUCGAGGAACAAAAAGCUGUCGCCAGUAAACAAGAUGAUAAAUUGCAGCAAACUUUGCAAUUGUCAGAAAAGAGGAUUAAUUCGUUCGAACGCGAAUUCCGCCUACUCUAUUAUAGCUUCAGCAGUGCCAGAAUCUUUUUUCAAACAUGAUCAUGCUUGUGCAGUCAACUAUCGAUAACCACAAAUACGACUUUAGUGCAAUUAUAAGCAUACUUCAUAUAUACAUUCCAUUUUUGUUUGGCAUUCUUUUUAUAUUUUAUCAAACACCAAUGUUUUGUGUACGCUUUUUAAAAUAAAAUACGUAUGUUUCGUAAA
Molecule: messenger RNA, 3583 nt
Organism: Zophobas morio
Lineage: Eukaryota; Metazoa; Arthropoda; Insecta; Coleoptera; Tenebrionidae
Gene: SWIP
Product: WASH complex subunit 4
Exons: 15
Coding region: 137-3418 (1093 amino acids)
Biological process (GO): endosomal transport; endosome organization
Cellular component (GO): WASH complex; endosome
Source: RefSeq, a predicted model, not a curated record